Messenger RNA from Carassius gibelio (silver crucian carp), 2191 nucleotides. RefSeq names its product tyrosine-protein kinase STYK1. Gene Ontology annotation, biological process: protein phosphorylation; cell surface receptor protein tyrosine kinase signaling pathway; multicellular organism development. NCBI's taxonomy places the organism in Eukaryota, Metazoa, Chordata, Actinopteri, Cypriniformes, Cyprinidae. Gene Ontology annotation, molecular function: transmembrane receptor protein tyrosine kinase activity; ATP binding. The record is from RefSeq and is a predicted model, not a curated record. Bases 114 to 1307 code for a protein of 397 amino acids. The transcript has 10 exons. Gene Ontology annotation, cellular component: signaling receptor complex.
CGGUCAUUGCUCUCAAAGUCAAAAUCAAACCUUAUGCUCAAACAAGUCGCUUCUACUUGAUUACUUUUCACCUUUAUUCUGGUAAGUUUUGGAAAUGUUAAAGAGACACUCUUAUGGCUGUACAGGCCCAAUUCAACAGCUCCUCUAGCUCUGACCCAAUCUCUUAUGAAGAAGGAUCGGGUCCAUUGGCAGUCAUCAUUAUCCCCAGCUUGCUAGCUCUCAGCACCUUGAUCGUUGUGUCUCAGAUAAUAUGGAGCUUUAUUACCAAAAGAGCAUCAGCUCAGAAUAACACAGGAUCAUCUUCAAAUGUAAAUGAAGGGGACCCUGUACCUUUGGACACGGGCUUUGGGAACAUGCGGCCUGCACAGGAUGCUCUGGAUCCUUGGGAGAUACCUGCUCUGUGCACUCUGGAGGGGGUGGAGCCGCUUCAGAUGGGACGUUAUGGGCCAAUCUGCAUGGGUCAGCUAAAACAAGACAACACAUCCACUGCUGUAGUGAUAAAAACUCUUAAAGAUGGGUCAAAUCAACUGGAGGCUACAGAAUUUGUGGAUUUUGUCCUUUUCCACAUAGCAGUGAGCAAACAUGAGAAUAUAGUCAAGAUGUUAUACUGUCAGACACGCCGGAUGCCCAUGUACCUGGUUCUGGAGGCAAGUGUUCCAGGAAACCUCCUGCAUUUUCUCUGGAGUCUUCGAGAGGACAGAUGUGGCACAAAUGACAACUUCCAGAUGUUUUCAGAGAGGUCUGUUUAUCUUGUAGCUAAACAGGUAGCAGCAGGACUGGACUAUUUACACUCCUACCACAGAAUUGUUCAUGGGUAUGUCGCAGCCCGGAACAUUUUGAUUGGUUCAGGGCUCUCUGUAAAAGUCUCUGGAUUGGAUUUGGCUUUUAAGAGCCGACAGUUGAGAAUGGUGGACAGAGAACAAGAAGCCAAUGUGCCGGUAAAAUGGAAGGCCCCUGAACGGAUGAUGAGACUCCCCCUAACAGACAGAAGUGAUGUAUGGUCCUUUGGAAUCCUGCUUUAUGAGAUGAUAACCCUGGGGUCUCCUCCCUAUCCUGACCUGGAUCCAUCUGAAGUGCUGCCAAACACUUUAGCCCAUUACAGAAUGAAAAGACCAGAAAACUGUGGAGCUCCAUUGUAUGACUUAAUAAAGUACUGCUGCAUGUGGAACUUCAAGGACCGGCCUGUGUAUUCUGCCAUUAUUCGGCUUCUAGACUCAUACAAAUACUUUGCUGACACAAAACCACUUUGCGCUGGACAGCAAGUGGACAUCUGUGAAUACAGGAGGAAAGCAGGACUGCCUCAUUGAGAUCUAUUCAAUCAAAGAAACGUUUAAUUGGUCAUUUCUACAGUGCUUGGAAAUGGCACAGUUGAUUAGGUUCCAGUAAGACUGACAUCAAUUAAUAAUAAUAAAGUCUAGCCUUGUCACAACGAGCAGGAUGUCACUAGAUGUCUCCCUAUUUCUUGAAACUGGAGAUUGCAUGCAUAGUGAUCAACUAAAAUUAAUCUUAAUGCUUCCAGCUAAAUUAAUUUGUUACUAAUGUAAAACCAAAAAAAUAAGAAGCUUUUUAAAACCUUUUUUUUUUUUUUUUGGCUAAAGCCAUAUUAUUUAUCUAAAGUAGGAUGACCAUAUAGCCUCUUUUCCCCAUGUAUAUCCUGGCAGGUGAUUUUUUAAUUUGCUAAAGACUCCAGGUUUUGGUUUUAUUUUCCUGCUGGCAUGCUCUCUGUGGACAUUUACAGAAAUUAUAGACCCAGUCAUUUUAGGAAAUUUAGAAAUCCCAACCAGGACAUAUACAGGAAAAAGAGGACAUGCAGCCACCCCAUUUAGUGUUAUGACAGAUUUAUUGUUAACAAUAGCAAGGGGUAUAAAAAUAGAAAUCAUAGGCCUACUCAUGUUCAAGUAUAUCUACUGUAUGCCAAUUUGUUUCUCAAAGGUCAAAGUACCUAGUCAAUAAAUGUGAACUUAAACUGAAAAUAAUAUUGGAAAUGUUAAUUGCAGUUCAGUAUUUAUAUGUAAAAAGGCUUGGGUAUUUUUUUCUAGCUUUCUAUUGCCUCAUUGUCCCUCAUCUCUAUACAAGCAUUUGUUUAUAUUUGUCUUGCACCUACUUUUAUGUAACUGUUUGCCGUGUCUGCUGAAUUAAAUGUUCUGACAGUUUAAGUGACAGAUUUUCUCAUUAAAAUAACUAAAAGCAA